AAACCAAAGCAUAUUACACUGAUGUGAUGCCAUUCAUUACAAGCCAGCCAACCUUUUCACAAGAUGUAUCACCUUCUGUACUUGAGAUGAAUGCGCGUGCUGUCACCGCUGCAAAUGAAUGGGAAAGUGAAUGGAAUCAAAGUGGAUUGGCAUCCCGAUUGUCAAAAGAAGAUUAUCUAGCAAGGAAAAGGCAAAGAAUCGAGAAGAAAAUUAAAGAUCAUUUGCUGACUGAGAUGCAAAGGAUAGAAUCAGCUGGCAAUCCAGAUCUCAGUGAGAUUGUGUCUUCUUACUCAGGGAAGUCAUCUGGAGAGGCACAAGACUCAAAAGGAUCUCGUUUCACAAGAGCAGAAAAGCUUCAGUUUUCUCAAGAUGAAGAAAAAAUGGCUKCAAUGGCAGGRCUGAGUGAGGAAGGUUUGCCAAAAGCAGACACUGAAGAGGAAUUGCAAAGGAAGAGAGAAGAGGAACUAGAGUCUUUAAGAGCAAAACUCAAUGAAUUGUCUUCUAGUAUUGAUAAUAGUGAAUCUGAUGUUAAAAAGAUCAAUGCUGCUAUGCAACAGACAAGUGAACAAAUUUCAAGUAAAAAGAGUGAAAAUAGUGAGCAAGAAGAGGCAUACAAAGUCAAGAAAAGAACUGUAGACCUAAUACCUGAUGCAGARAACAAUAUUGCUAAACUUCAGAGUGUGGUUGAUUCAAGUUCACAGAGACUUGUUAACCUUGCUGAACAAUGGGAGAAACAUAGAACAAGUCUUGUUGAUGAAUACAGAGAAUUAAAAGUUGUCAAUUCCAAUCGAGUG
This is a messenger RNA of Exaiptasia diaphana, 794 nucleotides long. RefSeq names its product coiled-coil domain-containing protein 22 homolog. NCBI's taxonomy places the organism in Eukaryota, Metazoa, Cnidaria, Anthozoa, Actiniaria, Aiptasiidae. The record is from RefSeq and is a predicted model, not a curated record. Gene Ontology annotation, molecular function: cullin family protein binding. Gene Ontology annotation, biological process: positive regulation of ubiquitin-dependent protein catabolic process.